Messenger RNA from Nematostella vectensis (starlet sea anemone), 973 nucleotides. RefSeq names its product dnaJ homolog subfamily C member 30, mitochondrial-like. The record is from RefSeq and is a predicted model, not a curated record. The coding region runs from base 71 to 787 and encodes 238 amino acids. NCBI's taxonomy places the organism in Eukaryota, Metazoa, Cnidaria, Anthozoa, Actiniaria, Edwardsiidae. The transcript has a single exon.
GAGCUCAUCAAAACGCCCGCGAUUCUUUUGGCGUGCAACCGCAUCAUCUUGCAACAUUUUUCUUCAAAACAUGACUAGAAUUUUGUCGCGGAGUUGUUUAAAUCUGCAGCAUUUAGGUUUUUAUAUACGGCAGCGAGGAAUAUGUGCCUCAAGUCUAUUAUACAGCAAUGUCUUCACUUUUAAGGAAUCAAGAUAUAAAGUAGAUAUUUUAAAUUUAAAAAGAUCACUCUUGAAAGAUGCGGUUUGGUCGAGAUGUUAUGCAAAUAAACCAGGGAGCAAGAAAAACUACUACAACGUUCUCGGAGUGUCUCCUAAAGCAAGCCAAUCGAAGAUAAAAGAUGCUUAUUAUAAACUUUCAAUGAAACAUCACCCAGACCGGCACCAGGGAAGUGAUAAAAAACAUGAAGUAUUUCAGGAAAUAGCAGAGGCCUAUUCUGUGCUCGGGAAUCUGGAAUCCAGGAAGCAAUAUGAUAGAGGACUUAUAGUAGAGGGUUCCCUGGCGCCUGAGCAUGCUCGAGCAGCACAUGGGCCUCCACGACGCACUGGCUCUAUUUAUGAUUUUGACGAAUGGACCAAACAACAUUAUUAUGAGGCAUUGAAGCGGAGACAGCGUGAUAAGAAGGAGAGAAGAGAUGAGAAGUUUGAACAAGAGACACAUAAGGUUCAGGAAGGAAGUCUAAGACUUGUAGUUUUGCUGGUGUUUUUACUGAUUGUGGUGAUAUACACUUCAACAGAAAGACAGAUACAUAAACAAAGUAUGGCAACAAGUUACAAAGAGAUUAAGUAAUUAUGUGUCAGUGCGUAGUAGAGAAAGCAAAAUAGAGGAAAUUUGUGUUUUUUUAAUGACAAAAAAGAGAAUAUUGAAAUGGUUUAAUUGGGUCAUUCAGACAGAGAGGAUAGUGUCUGAAAUUCUACCAAAAUUUUGGGUGACAAAAAAGAUUCCAUCCCUACCUUGGUGUGCCAUUUUUACUUG